AUGCGCUCACCCGACGACGAUCAGGAUGCCGACUCGGCUCUGGGCGUCGCUGACGAUGCUGACUCGGCCUUCACGUCAUCCGCGAGCAGGGCUACGGAAUGGCGCUUCGAGAACGGGCGUCGCUACCACGCCUACGACGACGGCAGUGAGCAUUCCACCAACACCUCCCCCGCUGAUACUCACCGUGCUUUUCCCUACUCACUCUCUUCUCCCCCAGCCUACAACCUCCCCAACGACGCCCUCGAACAAUCCCGUCUCGACCUCCAACACGUGAUGUGGCUCAUGACCUCACACAACACGCUCUACCUCUCCCCCCUCCACCGUUCCUCCUCGCUCCACUCCGUCCUCGACGUCGGCUGCGGCACGGGCGCGUGGACGAUCGCCUUCGCCGACGCGCACCCGGAUGCGCACGUCAUCGGCACCGACCUCUCGCCCGUGCAGCCCGCCUUCGUGCCGCCGAACUGCGAGUUCCUGGUCGACAACGCCGAGCGGGACUGGGCGUUUGGCGGGCGCAAGUUCGAUUUCAUCCACGCGCGGAUGCUGUGUAUGGGGAUUCAUGAUUGGCCGCGGUUCUUAAGGCAGUGUUGGGAGAAUCUUGCGCCGGGCGGGUGGUUGGAGUUGAGGGAGAUUACGUUUCCGUGGAGGUCGGUGGAUGGUGGGGAGAGGCAGGAGGAGGAGUCGCCGUUGUUGAAGUGGUCGGAGGAUGUGAGGCGCGGGGCGGCGAGGGCCGGGAUUGACACGACGGCUUGUCGCUCGUUUGAGACGCAUUUGAAUGCGCUGGGGUUUGUGAAUUUAAGGAAAGAGCAGCCGGCGUGGCCGUUGGGGACGUGGCCGCGGGGUCAGAUGGAGAAGAGGUUGGGGAAGGCGGCGCUGGAGAAUUUGGAGAGUGGCCUGCAGGCGAUUUCGACGGCGGUGUUUAGUCGGUAUUUGGGCAUGUCGAGGGAGAGCAUUGAGCUGAGCAUUAUGGAAGCGCAGAGGGAUAUGCGCAAUCCGACGAAGCAUUAUUAUGCGCCGCUGUACCUGUACUCAUGUCAGAAGCCCGUGGAUUCCGAGAGCCGGCCACAACAUUCCUAA
Lasiodiplodia theobromae is the source of this 1074-nucleotide messenger RNA. Its product is annotated as Methyltransferase domain-containing protein. The record is from RefSeq and is a predicted model, not a curated record. NCBI's taxonomy places the organism in Eukaryota, Fungi, Ascomycota, Dothideomycetes, Botryosphaeriales, Botryosphaeriaceae. Bases 1 to 1074 code for a protein of 357 amino acids. The transcript has 3 exons. Gene Ontology annotation, molecular function: methyltransferase activity.